GACAAGAUUCUGGUAGUGGCUAGAUUGAAAUGGGAAGAUACUAAUUGGGUCCAUGAAAACUUCCCCGACUGGAAAACUGCCGUUUACACGGUCAAUGACCAGGAGGCGGAACUUCACACGAGCACAAAUAAAGGCCGUGAAGCAAAUGCCUAUCUUACUUACAUUGUAGACAACUAUUCCCAGCUCCCAUCGAUAAUGGUGUUCUUACACAGUCAUCGAAAUCACGAUCACGGAUCACGCGAUGUCGGAGACCUCAACUUUGAUAACGUCGCAUCCGUCAAAGCUCUCAAUAUCGAUUUUGUCCACCAGACCGGUUACGUGAAUCUACGUUGCAUUCAGAGUCCAGGUUGUCCCGCUGAGAUUCAACCGUUUCGACCAGCUGACGAGCUGUCUGACCUGAGGCCUCAGGAACGCGCCAUGGUGAGCGCGUGGAACGAACUAUUUGGAAACUUCGACGUCCCGAAGAUCAUUGCGUCGCCUUGUUGCGCACAAUUUUCCGUCUCGAGAGAUCAAGUGUUAAAGAGGUCGAAAGAUGAGUAUCAGAGGUAUCUAAAAUGGCUUUUGGAUACGCCCCUGAACGAUGCCACGUCUGGAAGAAUAUUUGAGUAUCUUUGGCAUAUCAUUUUUGGCAGAGAGCCUGUACACUGUCCAGAUAUGAAUCAAUGCUACCAGGAUCUAUAUGGGAGUCCCCCGCGGUGGAAUGCGAGUAGCAACACACCGUGUAAGUCGAUCUAG
Mytilinidion resinicola is the source of this 735-nucleotide messenger RNA. RefSeq lists its product as uncharacterized. Lineage: Eukaryota; Fungi; Ascomycota; Dothideomycetes; Mytilinidiales; Mytilinidiaceae. The record is from RefSeq and is a predicted model, not a curated record. The transcript has 3 exons. The annotation marks the transcript as partial.